CAUUGAUUUGAAAGAAAUAACAUUGCUUAACAUGACUGCGAUGUUCAGCUGCUGGCUCUUUUUUCUGCUGUUCAGCCCAGCUGUUCCCAUGUGUUUACCCACUGACUUCACCCUGUAUGCGGAGAAGCCAGAGUGUGACUUCUGUGUGGCGAUAAACACCACAAUUUGCAUGGGAUUUUGCUACUCAAGGGACAGUAACAUGAGGGACAUCCUGGGCCCACGCUUCCUCAUCCAGAGAGGUUGUACCUAUGACAAGGUGGAGUAUCGCACCGCCAUACUGCCCGGCUGUCCUGUCAACGCCAACCCCAUCUUCACCUACCCCGUGGCUCUCAGCUGCCACUGUGGUGCCUGCAGGACUGACAGUGACGAGUGCGCCCACAGAGCCAGUAUGGACGGAGCUAAAUGUACCAAACCAGUUAGACGUAUUUACCCAUACCCCGGCCAGAGCAACUACGUCAUCCCUUUCUGAUUCUUUUGCUUUUCUUGUCUCUUUUAUGUUAAAAUGACCAAUAUGAAACUUAGUAAUGCAUGAAUGUUUUGAGGAAAGUCAAGUUGUAUCGUUUAGCUUUUAAUGGAGACAGUAAUGUCUGUGAUGCCUGUCCUGUUACCUAUUGUACCAGCCAGUUUUAUUGUGCCUUUGUUGAACCUCCGUGUGUGUGUGCUGCAGUCUGCUCUGCUUCUCAGUUGACAAUGGAGUUGAUCCUGGUAUGUAUUUUUGUCAGCGUCAUUAUUUAUCCUCCUGUACACUCAUGUGUGUGUGACUCCCAGACUUAUUUACUUUGAAAGCAACUCAAUUAAAGCCAAAGCCUCUAAAUAG
Messenger RNA from Scomber japonicus (chub mackerel), 817 nucleotides. It is a transcript of the gene tshba, whose product is annotated as thyroid stimulating hormone subunit beta a. Gene Ontology annotation, molecular function: hormone activity. Bases 32 to 469 code for a protein of 145 amino acids. NCBI's taxonomy places the organism in Eukaryota, Metazoa, Chordata, Actinopteri, Scombriformes, Scombridae. Gene Ontology annotation, biological process: G protein-coupled receptor signaling pathway. The transcript is spliced from 2 exons. The record is from RefSeq and is a predicted model, not a curated record. Gene Ontology annotation, cellular component: cytoplasm; extracellular region.